Molecule: messenger RNA, 1895 nt
Organism: Pangasianodon hypophthalmus (striped catfish)
Lineage: Eukaryota; Metazoa; Chordata; Actinopteri; Siluriformes; Pangasiidae
Gene: itm2ba
Product: integral membrane protein 2Ba
Exons: 6
Coding region: 154-972 (272 amino acids)
Biological process (GO): negative regulation of amyloid precursor protein biosynthetic process
Cellular component (GO): extracellular exosome; plasma membrane; Golgi apparatus
Molecular function (GO): amyloid-beta binding
Source: RefSeq, a predicted model, not a curated record
CCAAAGUGAAAGUGUAUCCUGCUAAAUGCGCCACAGUUCAGUGGAAGCCCACAAACAUCGGUCUUCACUCGGAGUUUACAGCCAGACAAUCAAGUUUACUCGGUGGAGACGUUUUUAUUUUGAACUUUUGCUCACUUCUAAGCAGGUUUAAGCAUGGUUAAAGUAACAUUUAACUCCGCUUUGGCGCAGAAAGAGCUGAAGAAAGGAGAAAAGGACGAGGCUUUAAUCCCACAGGAAGGGGAUGUGGAGGCGGUCCUGCGGGUCAGGCAGCAGUCUUGGGCCUGGUGCUGGUGCAUGUGUCUGGGUCUGGCCCUCAUGCUGUCCGGGGUCGUGGUGGGUGGAGCUUACCUGUACAAGCAUUACAUCAUGGAGGGUGCUGUGAGUGCCGAGCGCGACCAUGAUGGUGAUGUUGUUCUGCAGGAGGAGGGCGUGUAUUUCUGCGGCGUGAGCUACAGCGAGGAGCGCUUCAUGAUUCCCGACGUCAGCGAGGAGCACGGUGCACCUCUCAAGAGACUCGACGAACGAUUCCGGAUCCUGGAGAAGGAGCAGGUGGAGCUGAUCAGCGUGCCCGUGCCAGAGUUCAGCGACAGCAACGCCGCCGAGAUCGUGCAUGACUUCGUCCUCCAUCUGACCGCUUACCUGGACCUGAGUCUGAAUAAGUGUUACAUCACCCCUCUGAACACCUCCGUCGUCAUGCCGCCCAGAGACCUUGUCGAUCUGCUCAUCAACAUCAAGGCCGGCACCUACCUGCCGCAGUCGUACAUGGUGCGUGAGCAGAUGGUUGUGACAGAGAAGGUGGAGGAUUUGGAGCAGCUCGGUUACUCCAUCUACAUGCUGUGCAAAGACAAAGACACUUACAAACUACAGCGCAAGGACACCAUACUGGGCAUUCAGAAGCGCGAGGCUCUCAACUGCCACAAGAUCCGCCAUUUCGAGAACAAGUUUGUGUUGGAGACGGUGAUCUGUGAAUAGUUCCAGCACGAAGCAGCGUUUCUGAGAAAUUCCACUCGAGUGCAGUGAGAUGUUAGCGUGUCACCUCUGACCCUGACCCCCUGCUCCUUCCUCUUCUGAAGCUCUUCCUGUUUCCUGUGUGUGUGGUGCUCUUCUGCUUUCUGACCUUUUCCUCCGUACAGCAGCAGGACGGUGGAGACGGAGAGGAAAGCGUGUAUCUACAAGUCUCUCUCUCUCUCUCUCUCUCUGAGUGAAUUAACAAUUUCACGUGGGCUUUUUGUAAAAUAGAGAAGACUAAUUUGGUGGUAGUUUUACUUUGUUCUGAGAUCUGCUCAAGGAGCGCAAAUUAAUUCCCCUGAAAGGACUUAAAACACAUUUUGUAUAGCUUAAGGCACGUGUGUAAACAUGAGGCAAUAAAAAUCACUUUUGUGUCUUCAAAAAACUGUGAAACUUUAUAAAGUAAGUCACAGGCCAGUUCAGCAUAUUGUACACUGGAAUGUGUGAAUAUGUAGGAGAUAUAUAAAUAUAUAUAUUUUGUCACAGCUUAACUUCACCAUCUUGUACACUGGAGCUUCAUGAAAUAAACACAACUAUAGGAAUUAUUUUGCUGUAUUAAUUCUAUUGAUUAGAGCUUUUUUUUUUUUUAUUUCUUAGCUUGCUUUUAUUAACUGUAAUAUUAAUCCAAAGCAAGUAAGUACAAGACAUUUUACUCUUAAACGUAACCGCAUUGAGAUAUCAAGAAUCAUCAUACAGGUUUAUUUCAGACUUUUCACAUUUCAUAGUUAUUUGUGAUUUAAAUAUUAAACCAGAAUGUGUAAUGGUUUAUGUCUUAUACCAUAGAUGUUUAUCUCAGUUAAACAUGUUGCGUUCAUUUAAUGUGGAUAACAUUUACAGUAAAAAUGAAUAAGCGUAAAAGGUUAACUCAAUAAAACUGGACCACUUCA